Molecule: messenger RNA, 1945 nt
Organism: Corylus avellana
Lineage: Eukaryota; Viridiplantae; Streptophyta; Magnoliopsida; Fagales; Betulaceae
Gene: HEXO3
Product: beta-hexosaminidase 3
Biological process (GO): carbohydrate metabolic process; glycosaminoglycan metabolic process
Cellular component (GO): membrane
Molecular function (GO): beta-N-acetylhexosaminidase activity
Source: RefSeq, a predicted model, not a curated record
ACAUGCCGACACACACGUUUUUUGUUUAAGCUUGAGAAGCUUGAACACUUGCCCAUCCAAACCCCAUCCACCCCGCAUUCCCCAACUCCAUUCAUAUAUGAUAUAGCUGGUUAGGUAAGGAAGAGGGGUUUUGUGAUGGGGAAGAUGGUGCUGGUGUUUGUGUUGUUGUCGUUGGUCCAAGUGCUUGCUGUAGAUGCGGUUGAUAGGGUGAAGAUAUGGCCAAUGCCCAAGUCGGUGAGCCACGGACACGGGAGUCUGUACAUGAAUAAGGAUUUUGAGCUCAAGACUGAGGGGACCAAGUACAAUGAUGCUUCUGGGAUUUUGAAGGACGGCUUUUCACGGCUGCUCCAUGUGCUCCAAGUUGCUCAUGUUGUCGAUGGCAAUUCUUCUGCUGCAGAUACUUCGCUUCUGCUUCAGGGUCUCCAUGUCCUUGUUUUCUCACCGGAUGAUGAGUUACAAUAUGGUAUUGAUGAGUCGUACAAGUUAUCAGUUCCUGCAUCUGGGAAGCCUGUUUUUGCGCAUCUCGAAGCACAGACAGUUUAUGGGGCUUUACAUGGGCUUGAGACAUUCAGCCAAUUAUGCCAAUUUAACUUUACAACCAGCGUAAUUGAAGUUCCUAUGGUCCCAUGGACUGUUAUUGAUCAGCCAAGAUUUUCUUAUCGGGGGCUUUUAAUAGACACAUCUCGACACUAUCUGCCAUUGCCAGUGAUAAAGAAUGUUAUUGAUUCAAUGGCCUUUGCGAAGCUGAAUGUGAUGCACUGGCACAUUGUAGAUACACAGUCUUUCCCUUUGGAGAUACCUUCAUUUCCAAAACUAUGGGAUGGUGCAUAUUCAAUUUCAGAACGAUAUACAUUCGCUGAUGCUGCAGAAAUUGUGAGUUAUGCUCAAAGGCGAGGGAUCAAUGUUUUGGCUGAAAUUGAUGUUCCAGGACAUGCUCUCUCAUGGGGAAUUGGCUAUCCUUCUCUGUGGCCAUCAAAGGAAUGUCAGCAGCCACUUGAUGUCAGCAAUGAAUUCACCUUUAAAGUCAUAGAUGGAAUUCUUUCAGAUUUCAGUAAAGUUUUUAAGUUUAGAUUCAUUCACUUGGGAGGUGAUGAGGUUGAUACAAGUUGCUGGAGGGUGACUCCUCAUGUAAGAAAAUGGUUAACUAAACAUCGUAUGAAUGAAUCUCAAGCUUAUCAAUACUUCGUCUUGCGUGCACAGAACAUAGCUUUGUCCCAUGGAUACGAACUUGUUAACUGGGAAGAGACUUUUAACAACUUUGGCAAUAAAUUGAGCAGAAAGACUGUGGUACACAACUGGCUUGGAGGCGGUGUUGCCAAGCUCGUGGUUGAAGCGGGGUUAAGGUGCAUUGUAAGCAACCAGGACAAGUGGUAUUUGGAUCACUUAGAUACCACAUGGCAGCAGUUCUAUAUGAAUGAACCACUUACAAAUAUCACAAACCCCGAGCAACAGAAAUUAGUCAUUGGCGGUGAGGUAUGCAUGUGGGGCGAGCACAUUGAUGAGUCAGAUAUUGAACAAACCAUAUGGCCACGUGCUGCAGCAGCUGCAGAGCGGUUAUGGACAAGUUAUAACAAGCUGGCUAAGGAUCCGAGACAAGUUACUGGAAGGUUGGCACAUUUCAGGUGUUUGCUGAAUCAAAGAGGAGUUGCGGCUGCUCCUUUAGCUGGACCAGGCAGAGUUGCUCCUGAAGAGCCAGGCUCCUGCUAUUCUCAAUAGCAUGCAAGACAGGACACAUCUUUAUAUUAAUUCUUAGAAUAACGAAAGCUCCUGAUAAAAUCAGGUAGUGUGUUUUUUUUUUUUUUUCCACGUAUACAAUAUAUAUACAAGCUUCAAAAAGGUCGAUGAUUCAUUGUAAGGCCAUGUCUCUUUGAAACCAUAUAUCUCUUUAAAACAUAGAAUGUGCAUGCCUACAUUAAUGAAACCAUUCUGUUGUUUUACCCUUAUA